Molecule: messenger RNA, 471 nt
Organism: Leptosia nina
Lineage: Eukaryota; Metazoa; Arthropoda; Insecta; Lepidoptera; Pieridae
Source: the annotation of a GenBank genome assembly
AUGAAAGUAAUUGAGAAAAGUCUUUACUUACGCAUUUUGCGUCUAGUUGCAGCCGUGCUUAUAGCGGACCCAGAAACGAUCGACUAUUUGUCGAAGGAAUAUCUUGAAAAACCGGAAAUCGUCCGUUUACUGGGACGUUUCUUGACAGGGAAUGGAACUAUUUUCACAUCAGAACCUACGUGCAAAAGCGAGCUACUGCAGCAAUUUCUGCGAGCAAACUAUGUAUGUACCAUUUGGAAUAAUGCUCAUUUGAAAAAUCCAACCACAUAUCAACCAGACAAUAACGGCUGGGUAUUAAAAGAUGACAAAUACCAGUUCAAAUGGUUUGAAGGGGAUCAACUACCGAGCUAUGUUAGGGAUUCGCUCAAAACUCAAUCAGAAACUGACGAAGAAGGUGAUGUUGAGGACGAUCAUGCCAUCGAUUGGAGUAGUAGUGAUGAAGAAAAUGAAAACAUCGACGACAAUGCUUAA